AUGCACAUAAAUGGUAUAAACGGUGGGCUAACCUUGCUGCGGACUCGUUUGAAAGUUUCGCCAUGUCCUAAAACCAGGAAGACACUCGUUCCGGCUUACAGAUGCCAAAUCCAUCGAACUAUAUGCCAUCAUGCGCGUCGAGCUGUACCCCUACGCGUCGCCGCCAGCGCGCCGUCAGAUGGAAGUCGAAGAGGCGCCAAAUCACAAGCUACAGUUCAAUCGAAGGAUCUUCCACAGGGUGUGGUGAAACUGGAGACAUAUGAUAAUGGAGCUGAUGAUGCCCCUCGAUAUCCUACUGUGGUUCAAGGGCAUCGCAAUAAUAUGCAAAAGUUUAAGAACUGCGUUAUAUUGACUCGAGUUGGAGGAUUUUAUGAGUUGUACUUCGAACAAGCUGAAGAAUUUGCACCAUUGCUCAGCUUGAAGCUAGCGUUCAAGAAAACCACCGCCGGGCCAGUUCCCAUGGCGGGUUUCCCCUUUUUCCAAUUAGAUCGCUUCCUCAAAAUUCUUGUUCAAGACCUCAACAAAUAUGUGGCUAUUAGUGAAGAGUUUGCCCAUGAGGUAGAGGACAAAGCUCGAUCCGGGGGUUUGAUGUUCGAUCGCAAAGUGGCCAGGGUCAUCACCCCGGGCACUUUGAUUGAUGAAAAGUUCCUUGACCCAUCUGAGAACAAUUUCCUGUUGGCUAUAUACCUGGAUGUCCCUGCGCUAGAAGUUGAAUCAAGGCAGAAUGUUGACCCGCAGGCCUCACAGCAUGUGUUGUCCUCCGUACCUCAGCGUGUAGGACUAUCGUGGUUAGACCUGUCAACUGGAGACUUCUUUACGCAACUAACAACGGCUCAAAUGUUACCGUCGGCAAUUGCCAGAAUCGGAGCACGCGAGAUUCUGGUAGAUCAAAAUGUUCAGGAAAGUAUUGGACAAGAGUUGCAACAGCUGUUUGGGCAUGAGCAUCGCCUUGUCUCGUUCUUCCAAUUCCCGAAAGAAUUCGAGCCAAUGUCAAAAUGGGACACAAUGCUAGAAGCGCCAAUUCCGGUAAACACACAUGCAUCCUUCACCCCGGAAGAAGUAGCUGCCGGCUACAGUCUAUUAGAAUAUAUCCGAGUGCAAUUGCAGGGAUCAAAUCUCAAACUCCAGCCUCCGCGCCGGAGGCAUCUCGACGAGUCGAUGAGUAUUGAUCGCAGUAGUCUUAGGGGACUCGAAAUACUCGAAACUUCAAGAGACGGGUUUGGGAAGGGAAGUUUGCUCCAUGCCGUCCGUAGGACUUCCACAAAGAGCGGUGCCCGUCUUCUACGCGAUCGACUCACAUCUCCGUCCACGUCUCUUCUAGUUCUCAACGAAAGGCUUGACCUAGUUUCGAUAUUCAUCGAAAACGAAAACCUUCGCGAUAGCGUGAUUCGAUUACUUAAACGAAGUUAUGACUCUCAACGAUUGGUUCAGAAAUUCGCCAUGGGAAAGGGAGAUCCAGAUGACUUAAUUUGUCUUUCUCGAGCGAUUGAAGCCUCCAAGGGAGUUAAGCAGGUUCUUUCUGAGCACGAACGAUUGCUGGAAUUUGAUACUACUUCCGGUGUCAAAAACAGUCUCAAUUCCAUGAUUUCACGACUUUAUUUGCAAGGGCCGGCCGCUCUCGCUGAUCAAAUUCUGUCAGCUAUCGACGAAGAAGGGGUGCUCCAGCAGCAACGCAUUCAAGACAAUACCGCCGCUGAAGCAGCCAGCCUAGCACAAGAGGUUGCUGUGAACGAAGGCACAUCGAGCGAAUUGCAGUCGUUGCCCAAAAAAGUCAGGACGAAAAGUGGUGACCAGACAGUAGCUGAGUCUGAAAAUGGAGAAAUGGAGACAUGGAUCAUGAGACGCAACGCCAGUGACAUCUUGAACACUCUCCAUACGGAGUUGGAAGGUCUGUUGGAUGACAAAAUCGCAUUGAUCAAACAACUACGGGACUAUGUUGGGUCGUCUGCCCUCAAUCUGAAGUGGACGCCCGGUCUGGGACACAUCUGCCAUGUGAAGGGUGCAAAAAUUUCCCAGCAAUCGCUUGAAGAACUAGGAGUCACCCGAAAUGUCUCGUCGACUAAAUCAACGCGAUCUUUUUAUCUCCCAGCAUGGACAGAGUUAGGAAACAAGAUGGAUCGCGUGAAAACACAAAUACGGCAAGAGGAACAAGCAAUAUUUGAGCGUCUUCGUCGUGAGGUGAUCUUGAAUUUGGUGAAGAUUCGCCGCAAUGCGGCAGUCAUGGAUGAGUUGGAUGUUGCUUGUUCUUUCGCAACACUGGCUCAGGAGCAGCAAAUGAUACGACCUAUUCUCAACGAAGGGACUACCCACAAGAUCGCGGGUGGGAGACAUCCAACAGUCAAACUCGGACUUGAAGAGCAAGGUAGAUCCUUUGUGAGCAAUGACUGCUUUCUCGGCGGUCAGGAACGAAUCUGGCUGAUCACAGGGCCAAACAUGGCAGGCAAAAGUACAUUUUUGCGCCAGAACGCUUUAAUCACCAUCCUUGCACAGGUAGGUUCAUAUGUGCCUGCGGCGUAUGCCGAAAUUGGCAUUGUGGAUCAGAUAUUCAGUCGAAUCGGCGCAGCCGAUGAUCUGUUUCGUGAUCAGUCUACGUUUAUGGUAGAGAUGCUUGAAACUGCUGCCAUUCUGAAGCAAGCUACCCCGCGAUCCUUUGUUAUCAUGGAUGAAGUUGGUAGAGGGACCACUCCCGAGGAUGGUACAGCUGUUAGCUUUGCCUGUCUUCAUCACUUGCAUUAUCACAAUCAGUCUCGCACUCUUUUCGCUACUCAUUUCCACGGCCUUGCAGACAUGACGCAGAAGUUUCAAAAUCUUGAAAGAUACUGCACUGACAUUAAAGAAACAGCGACAGGCUCUUUCUCAUUCGUUCAUCGUCUUCGGAGAGGCGUCAACCGUGAAUCACAUGCGUUGAAAGUCGCACAGUUGGCUGGUCUUCCCCAAGAAACCAUUGAACUGGCUACUAGUGUGCGGGACGAACUGAUGAAUGAGAAGCAUUCAUUGCCAGCUAACAAACCAUAA
This is a messenger RNA of Penicillium angulare, 3015 nucleotides long. RefSeq names its product mismatch repair ATPase MSH1. Gene Ontology annotation, molecular function: ATP binding; ATP-dependent DNA damage sensor activity; mismatched DNA binding. Gene Ontology annotation, biological process: mismatch repair. The transcript is spliced from 3 exons. Bases 1 to 3015 code for a protein of 1004 amino acids. NCBI's taxonomy places the organism in Eukaryota, Fungi, Ascomycota, Eurotiomycetes, Eurotiales, Aspergillaceae. Gene Ontology annotation, cellular component: nucleus. The record is from RefSeq and is a predicted model, not a curated record.